UUGCACUGGCAUGCUAACCAACAGCAUGACACAGAAAUAAAAUAUUUUUUAGGAUGACCACUCUAAACGAAUGGCCGAGUUGUUUCUGCAUUGCAUAUUUUCAUUAAAACGGUGUUAUUUAUAUAUAUUUUCGAUAUUCAAUGAUUGUUUCAACCCCAACGUUUUCGUGUUAGUGUAAUUUCAUCCAAAAUUGUGUUCGUGACUUGCAAAAAUGUUAUACCACAACGACGUUACGGACCGCAGUUCAUUGCCUUAUGUAAAACUUGAAAUAGUGUUUCUUCCGUGAGUGACCGAAAUAUAUGGUGACUUAUGUGUUUAGUGUAAUUGUUUCGGUUUUGUGGUGAUCAAAGUGUGAAAAUGUCGAAUUCUACCGCUCAAGUGCUUAUGAAGAAGGGUAAGAGGGGUGCAGCCGCAUACAUACACGCGGACUGUGAGAAUGGUUCCCCACAGCAUUUGGGCCCAUUGCUGGACGUCCUGCUGAACCCCAGCAAGGCCAUCGACGAGUGGGAGACCAUAGAUUGGUGCCGGUGGCUGCUGGCCGGCGGGAGGACGCCGGACGAGUUCGCUACUAUAGUCCGGAGUUACGACAAACACGACAAAUGCGGGCUCGUGUGGAUACCGCGCGUUGUUGCGUACCGAUGUCGCACGUGCGGCAUCUCGCCCUGCAUGUCGAUAUGUCGCGAGUGCUUCCAUCGCGGCGACCACUCGACGCACGACUUCAACAUGUUCCUGUCGCAGGCUGGCGGCGCUUGCGACUGUGGCGACAAGUCCGUUAUGAAGGAGGAUGGGUUCUGCAGUAACCACGGCAACAAAUGUCCUCGACCAGGAGACGUGCCAGCUGCUCUCAUGUGCGUCGCAGAAGCCAUGAUGCCACGUCUCAUACUGCGACUGCUGCAGCAUUUCAGAGAAAACAGUUGCGGCACGCAGACAACGUCAGACACGUACAGGAUCACGGUGCAGGAGUGCGAGGGCUACGUCAAGAUGCUCAUGGAGUUCAACAACAUGGGCGACCUCAUGCGCUCCGCCAUGACCAAGGCACUUAUUAACCCACAGAUGUACCGCAACCUGGUGGAGCCGCCGUUCCCGGACACGGAGUACGGCUGCUACAUGGCUGAGUCCAACAAGAUGUACGAGAAGGCGCUCGAGAUGUUCCCCGCGCCAGAACCGCCUGACGAGUAUCGCCACUUGCCUGCUCUCGCACCUCGUCUGCAACACAACACACUACUGGACGAGUUCAUAUUCUGGACGUUCAAAUACGAGUUCCCCCAGAACGUGGUCUGCUUCCUGCUGAAUAUGUUGCCAGAUCAAGAUUAUAAGGAACACUUAACCCGUACAUUCGUGAUGCACUACGCCCGCAUACCCCUUGUCCUAGAAGACGCCGCCGACCCAGACACGCUCUCCAACCGAGUCGUCCACAUGUCGGUCCAGCUAUUCUCCAACGAGGCGUUAGCCCUACGCUGCGUUCAACAACUACAUUUACUACACGUCAUGGUCUUGUCUUUAAGACUUAUGAUGGGAAAGAUCCUCGUACAAAAUACACUACAUGAUCCCGAUCAGAAUUUCCACUAUGUGAUAGAUUGUACGCGAAGAGUGAUGAAGGAGCAUUGUUACUGGCCCCUGGUGUCGGAUUUCAAUAAUGUACUGUCGCAUAAGAGUGUGGCGUUGCUGUUUCUGCAAGAUGAUGCGUUGGUUGAUAUGUGGUUCGAGUUCCUGUCUAUGUUGCAAGGCAUGAACGUCAACAUCCGCGAGGUAGGCGGUCACAUCGAGUUCGAACCAUCCUCCUACUACGCCGCGUUCUCGUGCGAGCUGGAAGCUGCAGCCUACCCGAUGUGGUCAGUCCUGUCGCACCUGACGGACGCAUCGCACGCGCCGCUCGCGCGACGUAUCAUAGCUGCUGCGCUGACCUACCUGCAGGAGUGGCUCGAUGCUGUGCACUUUACUACGCCGCAUAUGGAGAGGUCGGAGGUGAUGCACGCGUCGUUCCACUUCCCGCUGCACCGCUACCUGGCCGCCUUCCUGUGCGCCGGCGUGCGCGGCAUGGGGCUGCGCGCCGCCGACGUGCUGCCGCCGCCCGACCUGCUGGCGCUGCUCGCCGUGCAUCCGCUCCGAGUGCAGAGCCUGUUCUACGAGAUCCUGGCGGGAGUAUGGGUGCGCAACGGGCUGCAGAUCAAGGGGCAAGCGAUGACGUACAUACAGGCGAACUUCUGCAAUUCCAUGGUGGAUAUGGACAUCUACUGGCUGCAGGUGUGCGCUGCCCAUCUGCCCGCAGACCAGUUCCUCGAUAUGUGUAUUGAUAUGUUUGGCUGUCGCGAGUGGCUGAGCAUGAUGCCCAUGUCUCCCGCGCAGGCUGCCGAACAGGACGCUAUGGUGGAAGGCCUGCUCACCUUCCUCGCUAUACUCGUGUCUUCUAGAACUAAUCUUGGUAACGACGAGCUUACACAGUCUCGUCUGGAAGUGAGCACACUGCUAGCUGCUGGCGACAAGACGCACUCACAACUACUAGAACUCAUGCCUGAGAGAUCCGGCAACGCGCACACUAGGAACUUCGAGACUGUGCUCAAAGAGUUGUCCACAUACCGUCCACCGCCGAAAGGCUCGGAGAACCUAGAGCAGGGUCUGUUCGUGCCGAAGCCGAUUGUAUGGGAGCAGUACUACGACCCGCUGCACGUGCUGCGUCGUGCUGUCCACAGGAGGGACUUCCACGCGUCCAUGGAGAGAUAUUCUACUUACGUCCGCGAAAAACAAAAAGCGGAAGGCUCAACAGAACCUUCGAAAACGGGCAGCGGAGUGCUGUGGCCGCCGCUGCGUCCUGCCUCGGCGCCCCCGGGCGGCGCCGGCGACCCGCGCGUGAUCUGCGCGUCGGGCGUGCUGCACGGCGCGCUGCUGGGCGUGCUGCACCGCGGCGUGCACCGGCGCGCGCCCGACGCGCCCGCGCCGCACGCGCCGCCCGACCACGUGCUCGCGCUCGCCGUCUGUCUGCUGCACGUCGCCGCCGACCUGCACGCCGAGCGCCAGCAGCAGCACCACCACGACGUGAUGGUAGCAGGCUCCGCUGGCGGCGGCAGCGUGUCGGGCGUCCCUUUGCUGGGCGCGUUCGCCGGGGCCGCUGUAUGCGAUAACGCUAGGACAGUGGUCGCCAGUGUACCCGCCGCGAGAGCCCCGCCCGCGCCGCCCGCCGCCUCGCCUGCGCAGUAUACGCAUCAGCAUCAUUCUGAUAGUGACACAGAAUGGGAACCUUCAGAGAACGAGACAACGCGAAUACCACUGCUUACUACAUCGACAUCGAUACCCGCCACAAGCACAGCGCUAGCUGUACCCACAUCUUUGCAAGUUGCUCGUGGUGAUUCUAUGACAGAUGACCAAUCGGACGGCGGUGGUGAUGCGCCACAAAUCCGAGCUUUAGAGGACGUAACGGAUGACAGUCAAGCGUUAGCUUUACAAUCGUUUGACCAUGAGAUGAGUCUGGCCAUCGCCACCUCCUCUGAUCUGGACACACCGCCUGUACCUAUUGAAUAUGACAUGGACGAGGGCUCGUGGUCGGUGUCGGUCCGUGGCGCGGCGCCCGCGCUGCCGGCGCCCCGCCCGGCGCUCGCGCCGCCCGCCAUACAGGACGCGCCCCGACACCCCGAGCCCGCGCAGCCUUCUACCAGCAACCAGGUCCAACUACACACUCAGUCAGAAGACUCGAUUCCUGUGAAUGAAUCGAUAAUAUCGUUACUAUUGAAGCUGCACUCGCAACUGUCUGGCAGACUGGAUUCCUUCUCGUUGGACGAACCCGCACCGGAGACAGAGGAACCUAUCGGUGAUGGGCCAUACUUCAUCGGUCGAGUACUUCGCAAGCUGGCGGCGCUAGACGCGCGCUGCGCCGCCGCCAUCGCUCACGUGCGACACUCGCUGUGGCCGCACCAAAGAGAACGGCAGGCGGAGCAGAGGGCACGAGAACGCCGCGAAAAAGAAGAACGUUCCCGCCGCGCCCGCGAACGUCAACAACAGCUGAUGCGGGAGUUCGCUCGCAGACAGCAGCAGUUCAUCUCCGCCAUGCAGAACAUGGACGGCGAGGUGGCCGCCGCCAUGGACUGGGAGGAGGAGGAGGCCGUCGAGCGGGACUACGACUGCGUCAUCUGCAACACCACUGCGCCUACCACGCCUAACGAUCCUAUAGGCUUGGUGGUGCUGCUGCAGUCGACAUCAGUGCUGGGUCACCGGCGACGUGCUGGCGGGGACUCAGCGCGACUGGCGCUAUCGGAGGCGGAGCGAGCUCGGCUGCAGCGACAGCAUGACGGCACCGCCGCCGCGCACCACUACCGACUGCAUGAUGAGAUGCACCAGCACUUUGACCUGGAGUCAUGGCUGGUAUCAGUAUCCGUCGGCUGGGAAGGAGGAGUACACGUCCAAUCCUGCGGCCACCACCUUCACUUACGUUGCCUCCACGCGUACCUCCGAGCGUUACAAGCUCCACAAAGACCACACAAUCUCCACGUGGAGCGGGGCGAGUUCCUGUGCCCCGUGUGCCGGCAGCUCGCCAACUGCGUGCUGCCGCUGGCGCCGCCGCCGCCCGCGCCGCGCCCCGCGCCCCGCCAGCACCAUCACAGCGCCAGGAUACUGCAGGACAUGCUGGAGAAGGAUCAUCCGCCGCCCGCACCAAGUCGACUAUCGGAAGCGAUGGGCAAGGCCAUGGAAGACAUGACGGCCACAGCGGGUGGUAAGCUCAAGCAGCGCUACGGAUCCUCCCCGGCCGCUAUCUUCACGUUCGUGGCGUCGCUGGUGCGGACGAACUUGGAGUGCGAGCUGGUGCAGCGCGGGGGGACGCUGCAGACUUGCGUCGCGCCCAGGUAUAAGCUGAGGAAUGAGUGCAUAGUCCCCUUACUAGUAGUAGCGGGCGCCCACUCCCGCGUGCUGAGCGGCGCGGGCGGCGGCUUCGGCGCGGCCGCCGCGUGGCGAGCACUGUGCCCCCCUGCCCCCUCUCCGCCCACUGACCACGAGCACCCGGCGCCGGUGCCGUCGGCGGCGGCGUCAGCACGGCCGGUGCCGCUGCUGCUGAAGGACCCCACGGCGCUGCUCAUGCAGUUCCUACUGCUGGCACCGCCCACGCCGCCUUAUCUUGAUAUGCAGGAGUUCACGUGCAUAGUUCGCGCACUAUACUCACUCAGCUACUACCAAGUGGUCUGCCAGUUCAUUGCCAACUGCAGCGCAUCAGGCAGGGCUGCCCUAGCCGCGGCCGGCAGGCCUGGCGAGCCCGCGGGACUGCGGGCCGCAGCUAAAUUGCUGUUGGGAGCCCUGGCCGGGUCUGAUCUGUUCACGGAGGACGGACCACCCGCGGCGGGACAGGAUCCGAGAUUGCCUGAUCUUGCUACUAUGGAAAAACAGCUACAAGAACUCCUCCUGCCAUUCCUCCGCAUCGCUGCGUUACUCCGUCACCACCUCUACGGCAGCGAGCUGCCCGAGGUAGCCACUCCUCGGCAGGAGUUCGUACGCCUUGCCUACUACCUCGAGCUGGUUACUGAUGGCAUGGAGUGGAGCGAGUGGUCCGCUGGCAGAGCUCUGCCGCCAGACUCUGCGGUCGCAGCUAGGGCUUGGGCAAGACAGCUGGGGUCUGCUGCUGCUAGAGGACAAUUAGCUGUCCGUCGCCUGCUACGUUCGAUGGCGGUGGAGUGGUGCCAGCCGGCGCUGCUGGCGCUGCCGCGGGACUACGACCGGCUGUUCACGUACUACCACGAGCGAGUCUGCCUGCAGUGCGGCGCCGUGCCCAAGGAGGCCAGCGUGUGUCUGCUCUGCGGCACCCUCGUCUGCCUCAAGCAGCCCUGCUGCCGCCAGCACCAGGUCGCUGAGGCCGUGCAGGUAAUCACGUACUCCAAGGAGGCCAGCGUGUGUCUGCUCUGCGGCACCCUCGUCUGCCUCAAGCAGCCCUGCUGCCGCCAGCACCAGGUCGCUGAGGCCGUGCAGGUAAUCACGUACUCCAAGGAGGCCAGCGUGUGUCUGCUCUGCGGCACCCUCGUCUGCCUCAAGCAGCCCUGCUGCCGCCAGCACCAGGUCGCUGAGGCCGUGCAGCACGCGAUGGAGUGCGGCGGCGGCACGGGCAUCUUCCUGGUGGUGACGUCGACGUACAUCAUCGUCAUCCGCGGCCGCCGCGCCUGUCUGUGGGGCUCGCUCUACCUCGACGACUACGACGAGGAGGACCGCGACCUCAAACGCGGCAAACCCCUGUACCUAAGCCAAGACCGCCUGGAAUUACUGCAAGCGCAGUGGCUCGCGCAUCGCUUCGACCACACCAAGCGCACCUGGGUGUGGCAUCGCGACUCGCUCUGAAGCAACACACUAACGUACUGCGAAUAUAUCUUACUAUAACAACACUGACGAAAACACAGCCACGGAAAUACCACGUAAAAUAUAUAAUAUAUAAAGCUGGUAGGUAUUUUAUUUUAAUAUAAAGCAGCGGGUUCAAUAAACCUUGUCUUGUAUGUAAUAUGAUGGGACUGUCAAACGAUCUCAUUUCGUGGGUAAAAUGACAAAAUUUUGGUCAUGAUCUGCUGUUUUUAUGACAAGUUUUCAAAUGAUUGUAAUUGAUAAAAUGGUUAUGUUUCACAUCUACGUACUACAAACUACAGAAUGAUCUGCUAAUUGUAAAGGGAUGUGGUGAAAAUUUCCCCAUAUAUUAUUUAUUGAACUCGUAAAUAUUUUCAUCCUGGCUGCAUUCAGGAAUAGAAUUCAAGUCAUCUAAAUCUUUCAAAUUGAAUUUAGUUGAAUUUUAUAUUAUUUACGUUUUGACAUCAUACUGACGAAUCUAUGUAUGUUCGGUCGCGUGGCAGACAGUGCCGACCUUGAUCUUCGUUGAAAAACUUGCCUUGCGUCCGUCAAUAGACAAAAUAAAUUGUCUGUAACUCGGAAUAGGUCAAUAUUAGAGUUUCUCUAAAGAAACAAAUAAAUUAAUUUAAAUAAAUCGGUCAGCCAACCCGAAUAAUAUUACUUUAUUUCAUAAUAUGUAAUAAUCACAAAUAUUAGAUAACAAAAUUAUAUUGUUGUGUCAAUUAAGACUUACUUGAACACUUUUAGCUGUCGUAUUAACAAAGUCUAAUAGUUAUAAACAAUUAAAUUAAUAUUUUCGCAUAUUCCUCAUUCGUCCUAUGAGCGCGUAUUUUAAACGGUACAAUACAUAUAAAUUAACAAAUUCUAUAGUAAUCUCCUACAAUAAAUUAGUGUCUAUAUCCAAAAUAUAUGUGAAUAUGGGUUUAGCGCAUAUUGUGUGUUCGAGCCAACAAAAUACAGUAGUUUUGCAAAUAUGUACUACCACAUAUAUUUUCAUAUUAGAGAUUAUAUGUAGCUUCCUGCUAAACCAUAGGAAUAUUUAACCCGAGGCGAGUAGUGUGCAUUAGCUUGCUACACUUUCAUAGUGAAAACUUUAGUCAUUUCAUUUAGAAGUAUUUUUUGUUUAGUGUUUGUUUUAUUAUUUAUAAUUACUAUAACUACUACAUCUCUCAUUACAUUAACUCUAUAUCGUGUUACAGCGAUAUUGUAAUCCUUCAUUCAUUCGAUAUGAUAUGAACUAUGUACAUUUAUUCGCUUGAGUUUUAUUGUCAACAUGAUUAAUAGAAUUCACGCUAAAAUAUCUUCAAUGCAAUGACCCCAUUAUUUUAUAUUAAAUAGCCUAAAAUGUAAUCGACACCAGCAUAGGCUUAUUUCAACCAUUAUGAGCUGCGCAACAAAUUCUGUCUACCACAUACAAUAACUAGUUGGUAACCAAUGUAAAAUCUGCCUAAAGUUAUAUUAUUUGCUACGUUGUCAAUUUUUUGGGUAUAUGCUAUUAUAAAUAAUCUAUUUAUUUACACAAUCGAUCAGUGUAGCUCCGUGAGGUGAAUACUCGAAUAAUGCAUGUAUCGAUGUUUUACUGUCUUAUCGGAAUACCAGAAUAACACUUAUUUACAUAACGUACAAUAUGAACAUGAUUGCAGUACAUAUUAUAGUAAAAUUAUUACUUGUUUCACUAUUUAACUAAAUGUGUUAUAGAAGUAAAUUUUAUCUAGUGUUUUGACUGUAAUUGAGUUUGGGAGUGUGGCCAGCGAAAAAAAAACUGUUUGAAUGAAAUGACAAUUUAUGAAAUACGUUCGGUGUAUUGCCAAUGGAAUGAAAUAUCGACUGGCCCUAAAUAAAAUGAUACCUGUCUUGUUGGUGAACACCCGUUUCCUGGCCACGCUCUUAACAAUAAAAAUUGUCGCAAUAAGGUCUAUGAAAUUGAUACUGUGUCUAAUGUUUGAUCAAACUUACCCCAGUGACAUAAUUCUUACCGACUUAGCGCACCGCUAAACUUACGAACCCCUCAUAUUUUGCAGCCCAAAUGUUUGGUCAAACAUUUGAAAUGUGUUGCCAAGUAUUUCAUGAAAUAUAUUGUCUUGUUUACAUCCCUUGAUUGAGCGGAAUGUAUUUCAGUCUGUAGGAUCACUAUGAAAUAAUUUGUGAUUCUCGUAAACAAGGCAAAACCUUGAACAUUGUAAAUAUAACCUUCGACUUCAUUAGGGAUGUCCAAUGGGUGUUGUUAGGGCUGUGAAUACGUAUAUUUUAAAUUUUACUCGCUCCUCUGUGGACACGGUUGACGAAUCACUUUAGAUUUUAAAGACGAUUAAAUUAUUAUUUUAUUUUUUUCAUAUUUUUUAUAUAGGAUUAUACUACGAUAUUAGCGAGUAGCUUGCGGACUUUCCAUACCUAAUGACGGUUUUUAACUUAUCUCCUUCUCCCAGAUAUGUGAAAAUAAACUAAAUAGGUAUCUCAAUUUUAUCCUAACUGAACAAUGCACGGCAGGGCUUGCGAGGUAUGAUAGCUGACAAGAGCUUUUCGUUGCUUCCAACACAAUGUCGACAAUAAGAGCCUGAUAAGUUCAAUCAGUUCACUACGAGGUAUGGUGCUUUAUCUAUCGUUUAUCUCUCGUGUGCAAUUUGGAUGCUUUUGUUUGAUUCCCUUGUAUAUUACCUUCUAAGUCCUCAAAAGUACAUUUUUCUGUUUUUAUAAAAUUUAGUGUUUGUAUCUAGUUUUAGUGUUAACUAAAUUGUAGUUUUAUUAUUAAGCUAUUAUCAUUUUAAAAUUGUAAUCACAACGAAUUGAUUCUGUAAUAGAAAUUACGAAGUGGUAGAGAAUAUUCAAAAUUGGUCAAUGUUUGAACAGCCAAUAUUGUUUUGUUUAUAUAUUUUUGUCACGUGAAUGCGACAGCUAGCGAAACCGAAUAGUAGUUUGUCGAAGUGUGACAUGUGAACAUAUAUAAUAUUACUUUUUGUUAUGAUUAUCCCUCUGCUACAUAACAUGCUCAUAUAAUAGUCUAUAUACAAUAGCUGUGACUAUAUACUAGCCUGGUAUCGUCACCUGCGCCGGAGUCCGCACCGCCCCAGAUAUAUUGUUAAACUUGUGUAUGUAUAUUGUUCUUGUAUAUAUUCAAUCAUUAAAGUUGUUGAUAUUUC
This is a messenger RNA of Helicoverpa armigera (cotton bollworm), 9440 nucleotides long. It is a transcript of the gene Ubr3, whose product is annotated as Ubr3 ubiquitin ligase. NCBI's taxonomy places the organism in Eukaryota, Metazoa, Arthropoda, Insecta, Lepidoptera, Noctuidae. Gene Ontology annotation, molecular function: ubiquitin protein ligase activity; zinc ion binding. Gene Ontology annotation, biological process: protein ubiquitination; ubiquitin-dependent protein catabolic process via the N-end rule pathway. The record is from RefSeq and is a predicted model, not a curated record. Bases 358 to 6306 code for a protein of 1982 amino acids. The transcript has 31 exons. Gene Ontology annotation, cellular component: cytoplasm; ubiquitin ligase complex.